Malania oleifera is the source of this 1503-nucleotide messenger RNA. RefSeq lists its product as uncharacterized. The coding region runs from base 749 to 1315 and encodes 188 amino acids. The transcript is spliced from 7 exons. The record is from RefSeq and is a predicted model, not a curated record. Lineage: Eukaryota; Viridiplantae; Streptophyta; Magnoliopsida; Santalales; Ximeniaceae.
UUUCCUUGACAACAAAAAAUGAGAAAGUAAAUUCUUUUGAAUUUUUCAAGGGAAUCGUCGCCGAUGCGGUGAACUUAGAGCGGGAGUUGGUGGGGAUGAACGGUGAUCUGAUGAGUCAAUACAUCGAGUUUGUGGCUGAUCGGCUUCUGGGUGCAUUGCAAACCCGUUUGAUUGGAUGGAGCUGAUCUCCCUGCAAGGAAAGACCAAUUUUUUCGAGAAGAGGGUCGGGGAGUACCAGAAGGCUUCGGUGAUGUCGAGCUUGAACGGGAAUGGAGGAACUCAUGCGUUCAAAAUGGACGAAGAUUUCUGAUUUUCUUGUUUAGGAUACUGUCUGUUUGUAAAAUUUAUUGUUAUUUGUUUGCCCUGUUCAUUUUCUCCCUGGAGAAAUGAUAGAUAAAUAUAAGUAAUCCUGUUCUCCCUCAUGUUUAUUUCUAUUUUCUUUCACAAUUGGAGGCAUCGUCGAAACACAGCCUUAAAGUUUCAUCGACAUUUGGAAAUCUCGUACCAUGCGACCACACCAAUGUGUUAUAUCAUUUGUCAAUGUGAGGCAGUGAGUGAGACGGUGUCGUUUUAGCGCCUUAUCGGCUUAUCCUAGCGCACCCCUUUUCACCCCCAUUUUCUCUCGUUUUAUUUUUCCUGGAAAAGGUGAGAAAGUGAUGUAAAGGGGUUCGGUAAUUGAGUCUGCGGGUAAGAAGCAUUGCGUAACUGCGUUUUUAAUUUUCGAUACUGUUUCUACUCACCCUCUACAAUGUGGGGCUCAUCUAUGGCCGCCGCGGGGUUGCAGAGCUCGGGAAUGCUGUCUCGAGAACAGUUGCUUCAUCUCUUCGCUCGCUUUUCUUUUCUUACCUGCCAACCUGGCGUGAAAAAACGGAUUGCAGAUGCUGUGAAGAAUAAGGAGGAAGCUGUUGCUGCAACCACUGCAAUCCAAGAGGAUAUAUUUUUUGAGAUGGGAGUUGAUCCAAGCUUUGGGUUAGCUUGCCUGGGCAAAGUACAUGCGGUUUAUGAGAAUGAUCUGGAUUUGGUGGUUCGCUUUUAUACAUUCCUUGCAGUGGAAGAGAUGGCAUGCAAGGAGGCUGAGCUGGGAUCAGACAAAUUUGUUGAGAGAAUGCACAUGCAGCACAACUUACAGGAACAGCAACUUGAGAUGCUAAGACACAUGCGCAAAUUUCACCUGGAUGAUCAGUAUGCAAUCCUUGAGAAGUUGCAUCAGCAGAUGGAGGAGGCCAAUUUUGAAUGUGGGGCAUCAGUUUUGUCUGGGGAACAGAUUCAAGAGGUAGUUCGAAGGAGGAUAUGGCCUGUAUUUAUGCCCAGGUAGAUUGAAGAUGUUUUCUAGAUUUUCAUUCUUAAGCAGAAUUUUCUUAUUUGUAUCCUCUGGGAAAAAAGAGUGCUGACUUGCUUUAGUGAUUCCUUGUGAGAUGCAGAUUGAAACUUGUGUUCGUAGUUUGUUAACUCUUCUUUAUCCUUUGAAAAUUAUUAAUUUGGAAAUGAAGGGCUUUUUCUUAA